This is a messenger RNA of Tripterygium wilfordii, 940 nucleotides long. RefSeq names its product ubiquitin carboxyl-terminal hydrolase 14-like. Lineage: Eukaryota; Viridiplantae; Streptophyta; Magnoliopsida; Celastrales; Celastraceae. The record is from RefSeq and is a predicted model, not a curated record. Gene Ontology annotation, molecular function: zinc ion binding. The coding region runs from base 94 to 588 and encodes 164 amino acids. The transcript has 4 exons.
AAUAUACCAAAUUAAAAUGCACUUAUUUACAUUUAAGAAAAUUCGAGGUUUUCCACUUUAAGCAAAAAAAAGUCGAGGGUUUUGAUUCCUUCAAUGGCGAAACAAGCUGCCUCUUCACUUCCUCCUCUACUGGAACUUGGUUUUAUAGAAGACUUGGAGGGUGACUUAAUGGAAGAGGGAGCGGAAUCUGGUUGGGCUGAGGCCCGUACAUCGUGCGAUCACUUGGCUUCCCUGUCUUCUGAUCUUUUCCACAUACCCACUCCUGAUACGCUUUGCAACAGGUGCGAACAUCCUAGGGAGAAUUGGCUAUGUCUUCACUGUAAGGAUGUCCUGUGCAGUCGUUUUGUGAACAAGCAUAUGCUUCAGCAUUUUCAGCAAACUGGCCAUUGUUUAGCACUUAGCUAUAGUGACCUCUCAGUUUGGUGUUUUUCCUGCGAUUCGUAUUUGGAUGCACAAGUGAUUCUGAAAUUGCGGCCAGUUUAUGAGACUGCUUAUGUUAUCAAAUUUGGAGUGGCACCACCAUUUCGUUCAGUUGAAAACUCCAAUGUCCAAGAUGCUGGUGCCGAGGCUGGAUCAUCUGGCGGCUAAAUUUCGUCCUAGGGCAUAUUACUUUUUCUCCCGGUUUCUCCAUCCAAAUUUUUUAUAUUUAGGAUAGGGUUUUACUCUGAACGGGAUGUAGCAUACCUAGAAUAUAUAAACAGGUUUUCUCGUGUCAAAUAAAAUUUGAUUUUACAACAGUGGAUUUGUUGUUACGAGUUGAUACGUGAUUAUGGAGCUGCAUGCCGGCUGAAGGUUUAGGGCUAGUCGAUCAUACUUGGUCUUCUCUGUUUAUCUAGCCACCUUUAAUGGCAAGCUCGAAUGAAGGUGGAGGCCUAGCCUUUUCUAAGCACGCGGUUAACUCAUUAUGAAAUAAAAUGGUGUCCUUUUCUUUCUUUUUCCC